GAAAUACCCUCCCUAGUUUCACAGUUGUGGGCGUCUGCACGUGAGACUUGAAAGGUUGAGAAACUAGUGCUGGUAACACUUGUCGAAAGAAGAAUGUCUGAAGAAACAAUACCCGAUUACAGAUAUGUUUUUCAAAAAGAUCUUUUGAGAGGAAAGGUGGCAUUUAUAACUGGAGGUGGAACUGGAAUAGGAUUCACAAUAACAGAAAUAUUGAUGAGACAUGGAUGUGACACAAUCAUAGCCAGUCGCAGACUUGACGUUGUACGAAGUGCAGCUGAGAAAUUGUCGAAAGCAACAGGUCAACGAUGUCUUCCACUACAAAUGGAUGUCAGAAAGCCAGAAGCUAUAACUAAGGCAGUAGAUGAGGCCCUUGGUCAGUUCAAGCAGAUUGACAUACUGGUGAACAAUGCAGCAGGAAACUUUCUGUGCCCAGCAGAGAACCUCUCCUUCAAUGCCUUCAGGACAGUGAUGGAGAUUGAUGCCCACGGUACUUUCAAUGUCUCCAAGGCUGUUUUUGAAAAGUACAUGAAGAAUAAUGGUGGAGUUAUCAUUAAUAUCACCGCUACUCUUAGCUUUCGUGGAAGAGUUUUACAGACACACGCUGGAUCUGCUAAAGCUGCCAUAGAGGCUAUGACCAAACACUUGGCUGUAGAAUGGGGACCCAAUGGAAUACGAAUGAUGUGUGUUGCUCCGGGGCCAAUAGCAGACACCGAGGGAAUGAGAAGACUAGGUGGUGAACACAUAGAUGAUGCCAUGGUGAAGGCGAUACCAGUCCAGAGACUCGGAAAACGAGAAGACAUUGGAAACACUGUAUUGUUUAUUACAAGCCGUGCUGGAGAGCUGCUGACCGGCACGACAGUCAUAGCUGAUGGAGGAGCAUGGCUGACCAGUGAAAAUAACUUCUGGAAGAUUAAAAACAGUCCAAUGUUCAAACAAAUGUCUAAAAUGUAACAGCAGCCCAGUCUGCAAACAGAUAAACCACAUGUUUAUUUAUAAUGUGAUAAGACGUUUGUUCCCUUACAGGAAUCUUAUUUUGUCUGGAUUAGUUUUAAACGGUCUGGAUUAGUUAUAUGAAACGGUCUGGAUUAUUUUUAAAUGGUCUAGAUUAUUUUUAAAUGGUCUGGAUUAUUUUUAAACUUGCAUGAAUAGAUCUUGGCGAGUUAUUGACUACGAGUAAAACUGGAAUUGUCAAUGUCAGUUCUCGUCAUUAAUUUGUAAAUCAGGUACAUUGUGAAUUAUGUGGUUUACACAUGAAAAGUGCAGAUUUUUAUUACACUGUAUUUAACCAAGAAUAUAUAUAUCAACAUAA
Messenger RNA from Ostrea edulis (European flat oyster), 1309 nucleotides. RefSeq names its product peroxisomal 2,4-dienoyl-CoA reductase [(3E)-enoyl-CoA-producing]-like. The coding region runs from base 94 to 951 and encodes 285 amino acids. Lineage: Eukaryota; Metazoa; Mollusca; Bivalvia; Ostreida; Ostreidae. The record is from RefSeq and is a predicted model, not a curated record. Gene Ontology annotation, molecular function: 2,4-dienoyl-CoA reductase (NADPH) activity. The transcript is spliced from 8 exons. Gene Ontology annotation, biological process: fatty acid catabolic process.